AUGUCGUCGCUAGCCCGGGCUGCGGCCACCAGGAGCCUCGGCGGAGCAUCCCGACGCCUAUCCGGUGGCCUCCCCCUCCGUCACUACUCUUCGCCGUCCUCUUCUGCUUCCUCGUCAGCACGGUCAACGGCGGCUACCUCUUCUUCCCACAGACUGCCCCUGGCCGCUACGGCCCUCGUCGCAUCUCUUGCCACCGUCUACGCCCUCAACGCCUCCACCUCGCCCUCGGCCGACCGGACCAUCCACUGCGAUGCACCCGCACCCGCGCCCAAGCCUACAGGCGUCUCGAGCAUUAAGGGCGGCAACUUGUCCGACCUUCCCGAGAUCUCCCAUCUCGACCCGUCGCUCCUCGACAACACCGACGCCCCGAUGAGACAGCGCAUGGAGACCUACGUCAAGCUGCUCCAACACCGCAUCGUCUCGGCUCUCUCCCAGGAGGAGCCUACCGCCCGCUUCCUCAUCGACAGCUGGCUGCGCAAGGAAGGCGGCGAGGGCAUCUCGUGCGUCCUCCAGGACGGCUCCACCUUUGAAAAGGCCGGCGUCAACAUCAGCGUCGUGCACGGCACCCUCCCGCCGGCCGCCAUCCGCCAGAUGAGCGCCAACCACGCUGGUCUCAUGACCAAGACCGGGUACCGCCUCGAGGGCCCCGACGCCGAGGUCAAGGGGCUGCCCUUUUACGCCGCGGGCCUCAGUCUCGUCGUCCACCCAAAGAACCCCUUUGCACCCACGGUCCACUUCAACUACCGCUACUUUGAGCUCGCCCACCCGGAGAAGCUCGCCGACGGAUCGCCCAACCCGCGGCACCCGUCCAACGGCACCGGAGAGGCCAAGGACGAGCCAAUAGCCUGGUGGUUUGGCGGCGGAACCGACCUGACGCCCAUCUACCUCUUCGACGAGGACGCCAGGCACUUCCACAAGACGCUCAAGGCCGCAGCAGACGCCCACGACACCGCCUUCUACCCGGCAUGGAAGAGGUGGUGCGACACCUACUUCCAGAUCCCGCAUCGUGGCGAGGCUCGAGGCAUCGGCGGCAUCUUCUUCGACGACCUCACGCUGCCCGAGUGGUCAAAGGGCGCCGGCGGACGUGGCAGCUUCAUCCCGCUCUCGGACGGGCAGAAGGCGCCCACGUCGGCGCUCUCGUCGCUCCGCCCGCACACGCAGGACAGCUUGUUCUCGACGGUCAAGUCGAUGGGCGACUCGUUCCUGCCCGCCUACCUGCCCAUUGUGCAGCGCCGCAAGAACAUGCCCUAUACCGAGGCCCACGAGCGGUGGCAGGCGCUGCGUCGAGGAAGAUACGUCGAGUUCAACCUCGUCUACGACCGCGGCACCAAGUUUGGGCUCCAGACGCCCGGCGCCAGGAUCGAAAGCAUCCUCAUGAGCCUGCCGCUCAAGGCGAGAUGGGAGUACAUGGAGAGGUGGGGCGGUGGCGGUGCCCAGGGCCGCGAUGGAAAGGGAACCGAGGAUAGCGAUGGCCGCGAACCAAAGGACGGCGAGGAGGGCGCAGAGGAGAGAAGGAUCCAGCAGGUCCUCCGCCACCCGCGCGACUGGGCGUGA
Messenger RNA from Pseudozyma flocculosa PF-1, 1554 nucleotides. RefSeq lists its product as uncharacterized. The record is from RefSeq and is a predicted model, not a curated record. Bases 1 to 1554 code for a protein of 517 amino acids. Gene Ontology annotation, cellular component: mitochondrial intermembrane space; cytoplasm. Gene Ontology annotation, molecular function: coproporphyrinogen oxidase activity. Lineage: Eukaryota; Fungi; Basidiomycota; Ustilaginomycetes; Ustilaginales; Ustilaginaceae. The transcript has a single exon.